UACAUCUCAUUGCGGAUAUCGCAAUGAUUCCGAAACGUCGCGAAUCGCGGAUUGUAACCUCAGACGCGAUGGACGCUUGAGGGAGGUGCAUGAAUGCUAUUCCUGAACAUGGCUAGCCUCUGGUGACGUCACCAAUCGGUCUCUCCGGCUGAGAUCGCACCAUGCCUAUUUACCUGCCAAGUACUCCACAGUGAAUACAGGUUAUUCCAUUCCUGCGGGUCAGUACAAGACCUGUGCACGCGACUGACCGCCUCUACGUCGCCUACGCCUCACUCCUCAGCCUCUCCAUCUCUCCAGCCUCAUCAUCACCAUUGUUACCCCGCGCGAUUGCUGAUCGCUGCGCACGGCCGUCAAGAUGCCCUCUCAAGAGAAGGGCCUUAAGAAGCUCUUUCACCCCUUCAACCAUCGCGCCUCUGAAAAGAUAGAGGAGAUCGAGCAGAAACUUGAGCACACCAAACUGCGAGGUGCGCAUAUCAAGGCCGUGCAUGUGAAGCAUAAGAUUGGCAAAUUUACCAACCUCUUCAACGCCAACCAUCGCCAUGACGAAGAGCAUGAGAAGCAAACAGAUGCGAAGAGGAGUAAGAUUGCAGAGAACCACCGGUUCCAGAGCUUUGCACCGGAGCGAGAUGGUAACUUGGUGAAGUGGUAUGUAGAUGGCAGGGACUACUUCUGGGCCGUUGCCGAGGCAUUGGAGCAGGCCAAAGAGACCAUUUACAUCGCAGACUGGUGGCUCAGCCCUGAGCUCUUCCUAAAGCGACCGCCAUACUACAACCAGCAUUUUCGGUUGGAUCAGGUGCUCAAGCGACGUGCCGCGGCUGGUGUGAAGAUCUAUAUUUCCGUGUACAAGGAGGUUUCUGCAGCCCUCACGUGCAACAGUCAGCAUACCAAGAAAGCACUGAUGGGCCUCUUUGAAGAGGGCGAACCUGGAUACGGAAACAUCAAGGUAAUGAGACAUCCCGAUCACAAUGUCUUCGAGAACGCCUCAGAUAUGACAUUCUAUUGGGCACAUCACGAAAAGUUUAUUGUCAUCGACUAUGCUAUGGCCUUUAUUGGUGGACUGGACUUGUGUUACGGACGAUGGGACGAGAAGCAACAUCCGCUUUCCGAUGCGCACCCCUCUGGUGUACAAAAUCAGAUCUUCCCUGGUCAGGAUUACAACAACAACCGUAUCAUGGAUUUUGAGAGUGUUCAGGACUGGAAAUCUAACAAGCUGAACAAGCUCGAGUACGGUCGCAUGCCAUGGCACGACGUGGCUAUGGGCGUUAUUGGUCCGGCGGUGUACGACAUCGCUGAACAUUUCGUCCUGCGAUGGAACUUUGUGAAGCGAGAAAAGUACAAGCGUGACGAAAGAUAUGACUGGCUUACCAUGGAAGGUCGAGAAGGCGCUGACGAAGAUCUGAUCGGAGUGCAGAGGCCCAAGUUUCCUGUGGGUGAAUACGUGCACCAUCCCAUCACUCAGCUGAACAGCAAAAAUCUCGACAAUCGCGGUACCGUACAUGCACAAUUAAUCCGAAGUAGCGGAGACUGGAGCAUGGGUAUCGAUCCUCAUGAGCAGAGUAUCCAGAACGCAUACUGCGAGCUCAUCCGCAACGCGAAACACUAUGUUUACAUUGAGAAUCAAUUCUUCAUCACGGCGACGGGAAAAAAUGAUACGAACCCUGUCCAUAACCAGAUUGGAGCUGCGAUGGUUGAUGCAGUGGUAUCAGCAGCCAAGGAGCAGCGCAACUUUAGACUGAUCAUUGUCAUCCCGGCUAUUCCAGGAUUCGCAGGAGACCUGCGAGAUCAAGCUGCUGCCGGAACACGCGCCAUCAUGGAUUAUCAAUUCAAGAGCAUCUGUAGAGGGGAUGAAAGCAUCUUCGGAAGAGUCAAAGCGGCCGGUGUCGACCCCGAAAAGUACAUCUUCUUUUUCAACCUCCGCUCGUACGACCGCAUCAACGUCACACCCACGCUUAAGGAGCGUGAGAAGAAGUCCGGCAUGACGUACAUGGAGCUUGAAGCAGCUGAAAUUGAUGAGUUGGAAGCAUCACCAGAGGAAGGAGGAGAGGAGGCACGUCGUAAAGCGGCUGAGUUGAGGAAGGCAUAUAUGAGCGAGUCUGAAGACGUAGGCAAAGGUGAUCAGGGCGGUGUCAUUGAUCCUGAUUCGAUUGCCGACGACGCCAUGCUUACGGAAAAGAAGCCCAGCGAAGAAGAUUGGGAAGGUGAAGAGGAAGACGAAAAGGAGCACUUCUUCCAAGAGGAGCUCUACAUCCACGCCAAAAUCUGCAUCGUUGAUGACAGGACCGUUAUCUGCGGUUCUUCCAACAUCAAUGACCGCUCCCAAUUAGGCUUCCAUGAUUCAGAACUCUCGAUUGUCUUGCAGGAUACGGACGAGAUCGAUACGGAGAUGGAUGGCAAGCCUUACAAAGCUGCACGCCUUGCCCACCAACUUCGCAGCAGCUUAUGGCGCGAACAUCUCGGCCUACUUCCACCCCAGUCCCUCAAUGCCGCAGAUGACCCCAACGCGCAACCGCCUGGCGAGAAAUCGCCGAACGAUCCCAUGCCCGGCCCCGAAGCUGACUUUGUCUCCGAUCCCUUGUCAUCCAAACUAUGGGACGAGUGGACCGAGCGCGCAACCACCAAUACCGAGGUGUUCAGGUCCUUGUUCCACGCCGAUCCCGAUGACAGUAUCCUUACGUUCGAAGACUAUGAUAAGUUUACCCCUAAUCCUUCGGGCGACAAGGAGCAUAAGCAGGGGCACUUGUACGACAUGGUCAGGCCUGUCAAGGAGAUUAGAGCGGAACUGGAUCGCGUGAAGGGGCAUCUAGUGUGGAUGCAGUUGAAGUUCCUUGAGAAUGCUGAUAUGGCUGAACGGGGACUGCAGGUGAACUCCUUCACGGAAAGUGUUUACACAUGAGGCGGGGUCGACAAUUGCAUGGUAUGUGUUGGUUUCCUGUGUGGUGAAUGCUGGCCGGAUAUCUCUGGUCCUCAACACUGAAGCUAGUAGACUACUCGCAUCGGUGUGUUAGUUUGAUUUUCUUCCUUCCUUCAUGAUUCCCUGUUACGUUUCAUCAACGUCGUUAUGAUCUGAAUGUAUCUUUCUUUGUCCUUAGUCUUGCGGAGUGCUAUCGAGAGGAUUCUGAUGGCGAGUAUCGUGCGCUGAAUAUCAUUUUCAAGAUGCAGUAUACUGUGUCUGCUACUGUUUACACUAUGCACAAAGAUUGAAGUUGAGACGCGCCGCGAGAGACGAGAAAUGCAGAACUAUCACUAAGUCUUUGGUGUAAUGCUUGAACUACCAUAGAGAGCGACAGCUCGAUAAGUUGACACCGAAUAAACAAGUGAAAUGAUUGGAUUUUUUCGAGAUGUAUCAUAUCAUGCUGG
Alternaria alternata is the source of this 3357-nucleotide messenger RNA. Its product is annotated as phospholipase D/nuclease. The record is from RefSeq and is a predicted model, not a curated record. NCBI's taxonomy places the organism in Eukaryota, Fungi, Ascomycota, Dothideomycetes, Pleosporales, Pleosporaceae. Bases 356 to 2893 code for a protein of 845 amino acids. The transcript has 2 exons. Gene Ontology annotation, biological process: intracellular signal transduction; cell motility; phosphatidic acid biosynthetic process. Gene Ontology annotation, molecular function: D-type glycerophospholipase activity.